Ipomoea nil (Japanese morning glory) is the source of this 953-nucleotide messenger RNA. RefSeq lists its product as uncharacterized. Bases 1 to 915 code for a protein of 304 amino acids. Lineage: Eukaryota; Viridiplantae; Streptophyta; Magnoliopsida; Solanales; Convolvulaceae. The record is from RefSeq and is a predicted model, not a curated record. The transcript has 2 exons.
AUGGCCGGCUUUGAUGAAGAGGAAGCGCCCCAAGCCCCCAUAACCAAGAUCGUGCUUGGGAAGAAGAAACCCAAAACCAAGCUGGCCGGGGAGAAACGAAUCCCGACCGCCCGACCGAUGGGCGCAUCAACGACUGUCACCACAGCCGAAGGCUAUGUGUUCGACGCUUCGGACGUCCUUGUCACUCGGGUGACUGCCCCCAAGGGCAAAGAAAAGGCGUCCGAGAAAGAGGCGGAGGAGACCGGCGCGUUGAAACGUCGAAGAAACCAGCGGAGCCCGAGCCCUCCGGUCGGGGCUAUCAAGGGCGACUCGUCUAUCCUCACCCGGAUCGGUAAUGCCGGGCUGGUUAAGGAGGAUAUGACCCAACUCACCCCGACCCAGGUGGCUGAGAAGAUUGACCACCGCCUGGCCGAGAUCUCCCGAGCGACCCAGCUCCUUCAACGCCGAGCACUGCUGGCCAAUGAGGCCGAUGCUUUGAAAAAGGUCGCCGAUCGGCGACUAGAGGAGGCCAAAGACCUCCAGGCGGAGCUCAGGAAAGCUAAGGAGGAGCUCAAGAAGGCCAAAGAAGAUUGGGACUUUUCUGAGAAGGUCGCCCAGCAGGCGGUCGGCGAAGCGGCUGAACUGAUAUCCCGACUGAACAACACGGGCGAGCUGGCCCAGUUUCUCUUCCGGGAUAUAGAGUCGGGCACCCAAUUCCUCCGGGAGGAACUGGUCUGGACGUUUGGUCGAUGGGCGUUUAAGUCCGGCCAACGAAGGUUGCGGGAGAGGACGCAAAAGAACAUGGAGCAAGCGCUUGAGGGCGAUGAUCUCCAGUUGGUCUUAACGACCCUCCCAGCAGAAAUUUCCGACCCCGGCUUGGCUCCUUUUUGCCGCGAGGAUGAAGUCGCCGAGCGGAGCAGUGCUGCGAAGAAGUAACUAGGUUUUGCUUUCUUCUUCGUUUUGAUGUAAGUGAA